Molecule: messenger RNA, 822 nt
Organism: Drosophila biarmipes
Lineage: Eukaryota; Metazoa; Arthropoda; Insecta; Diptera; Drosophilidae
Exons: 2
Coding region: 151-732 (193 amino acids)
Source: RefSeq, a predicted model, not a curated record
CUUGGCAUCUAACUCCUGCUGUCAUAGGCGAGCUGUGAACUUGCAGGCUCAUUCAGUCACUGCCUUUCAUAACAAAAGCACUAGUUUUGGAAAAAGUAAAAACAUUAUUAUUUUCAAUAAAUAUUUUUCGAACUGGAGUGUUUGGCAAGAAUGUUUUCCACCAAGCAAAGGGCCCUGGUUUUGGCGGGCGUUCGAUCCUUUCGUCUGGGUGCACAUCAUCAGAUGCUGGGCAGGACCAAGGGCUGCGACAAGACCUCGGCCACGGUGCUCACCAGCCACCUGUCCAAGGACCAGCAGACGGAGCAGCUGCCCGAGGAGCCACGCAAGCCCGAGGAGCUCCUGCAGCACCUGGGCCCCAAGCGCAACGAGCUCGAGCAGCGCAAGAUCCGGCGAGCCCAGUACGAGUCCAACCUCAAGGAACUGCUCCACCAAAGGCCGCCGGACUCUGAGAUGGCCAUCCAGUGUGUGCCCUUCGUCAAGACUGCCUCCGGCCCGGAGAAUCCCCUGAAGAGGCGCUACGACAGUCCCGAAGCGCUGCUCGAACAGGUCAGCGAUCCCAGGGAUUUGGCCAAGGAGGUCAUCAAGUUGUCCAGGGAACUGCAGACGGAGAGGCAGAAGAACGAAAUCAUCAUGCAGAACUAUCUGGACCUAGAGGAGUCCUUGGUUCUGAAGAACUCACCAUCCACUGCCCCCAAGAAGCCCAGCAACGACCCCAAGUCUCAGUCCAAGUGAAAGCGGCAGUUUCCAAAUAAUCGGGUUUGGCGAUUUCCAGCAUUUCAAAUUUUUUGUAACUUUUGGCAAAUCUAGUAUAUUUUAUACAAA